Molecule: messenger RNA, 1053 nt
Organism: Fonsecaea multimorphosa CBS 102226
Lineage: Eukaryota; Fungi; Ascomycota; Eurotiomycetes; Chaetothyriales; Herpotrichiellaceae
Exons: 3
Coding region: 1-1053 (350 amino acids)
Biological process (GO): protein folding; response to endoplasmic reticulum stress
Cellular component (GO): endoplasmic reticulum
Molecular function (GO): protein disulfide isomerase activity
Source: RefSeq, a predicted model, not a curated record
AUGUACUUUUCUGCUCGCAUCAUUCUUGCCGGUCUGGCUGCUGCAGUGCACGCACAAUGGCAACAUGUGUCUGACGUCGAGUUCCACUCUCUUCUCGACUCGAACGACCUCACGCUUACAGCGUUUGUCAUGCCAUGGACAGCUCCCUGCAAGACCCUUGCUUCGGAGUGGGCGGCUACGAAGUCUCAACUCACUUACCCGGUCGUGAGCAUAGACUGUACUACGAAUCAGACCCUUUGCACUGCACACAACGUGCAUUCUUAUCCUGCCAUGCGCCUCUACCGUGGCCCUCAUGAAUCAGUUCGGUAUAGGGGCCCGCGCAAAGCAUCUGCAAUCGUACCCUUCGUUCGGCGCGCCUCGCUUCCAGCGGUUUCGGUGGUAAAUAUCAAAAAUCUUACGGAUUUGACUGGAAUAGAUCGUGUGACAUUCGUGGCGUAUGUGAAGGAGGACGACCAUGCUAUGAGGUCAAGAUUCAAAAAGGUUGCAGAGACAUUCCGGGACCAAUUUGUCUUCGGGAUUACGAACGACAAGAGACUGGCAGAAAAAGAGAACAUAGCGUUUCCCUCUAUCAUUGCUUACAAGACGGACGUUGGCGAUCAAGAGGUGCUGCAGGGCAGCGUGACCCGAUCUGCCAUUGAGAAGUUCAUUCUUGAGGCAGGGAAGCCACUCAUAGAUGAGCUGACCAGACGAAAUGAAAUCAGUUAUAUGAGUUCCCAUAAACUUCUCGCGUAUGUUUUCGUCACCAACGAGGCCGACCGCACCCGUUUCCGACGAACGCUACACCCCGUUGCAAAGAAGUAUAAGGACUACGUUAACUUCGUCACCGUCGACGGCGAUGAAUACGGCCACAUGGCCGCAAGCCUUGGACUGCAUCGGGGGCAUUACCCGAGUUUUACUGUGUAUAGCGCCUGGAAGGACCAAGUGUUCCCUUAUCCAGCAGUGAAACGAAUCGAGGCGGACAGCAUAGAAGCAUUUCUCUUGGAAAUUCUGCAUGGGAAACGAGCGCCAUGGAACCCCACAGGGCCGGAACACGGACAGCAUGAUGAGCUGUGA